Molecule: messenger RNA, 1550 nt
Organism: Thermothelomyces thermophilus ATCC 42464
Lineage: Eukaryota; Fungi; Ascomycota; Sordariomycetes; Sordariales; Chaetomiaceae
Exons: 2
Coding region: 235-1401 (388 amino acids)
Source: RefSeq, a predicted model, not a curated record
CCAACGGCAGAGGGCCCGUUUUCAAGAGCAGCGCUAGCCUUACGUAGGAAUGGAGAGGCGUGAGGGAGAUCGCAGCCUGUCUGGGCGUAAUUAACGUAUUCACGGCGGGCCGCACCCGGCGAGGCAUUUCCCAGCUAAAACUUUUGCAUCCACCGCGGACCCGACUGUUUGGCAGUGCUUCCGGAGUGCGAAAAGUUGGGCACCAUCGCAGGAUCAUACGAGCGAGACGGCAGAAUGUCGGUCAUUAUCGGGCAAGCACCUAUCAACCUUGGGCCGUUGACGACAACCUUUACGCCGCCCGCCGCAUGCACGGUCGCGGUUGGCGAGCGGCGGAACGCGCUGGCCGACUUCUUCGGAAUCGGCGGCGAUAAGGAUGUUGCCUUCCUCGGGCAAGGGUGUUCCGGAGGCAAGCCCUACGAUGCCACGUCGUGUUGGCCCGCAACGUCCAAGGGCGUGGAGGAGAAGGAAGCGCCACUGUCCGGCUGGGGAUUCUAUUCACCCGGGCUGCAUUGCCCCGUCGGGUACGCGACGGCGUGCUCGGCGACAGGAGGGAGCGGCGGAGGGUCGGGCUGGCCGGUCCAGUUCAAGUUACGUGACGGCGAGACGGCGGUUGGCUGCUGUCCGAGUGGUUACGGCUGCGCCAACAUCAACGGCCAGACUUGCACCAUGAUAGCCACAUCCACGGCGGUUCCCAUAGUCACCUGCAAAGGCAGCACCACCGGCGACGUUGAGACUCAAACCGUACCGGACGACAAAGCGUCCAUCACGGCCUUCAGCCUGCUGGCACCCAUGAUCCAGAUCAACUGGCAGAGCAGCGACCGGCCCGCAUCCACCACCAGCACCAGCGCCCGCCCGAGCCGGACGGAGGCAACAAGAACUUCGACCUCGAGUCGAGACAAAACGGACUCGACGGAAACCACUCGCACCAGCGCAACCUCGAGCACCGAGACCCUCAUUCUCGACGACAGCCCGCAAACCACUGGAACAGUAACAGGCACGGAGGCCAAAGGCGUGGACGAGCCAACAGGCACGCCGACACUGCAAGAUGCCGACGACUCUUCCUCCGACAGCGGUUCCCUUAGUUCCGGCAUGAAAGUGGCUAUCGGCGUGGCCGGGUCAGUAGCGGUCCUCCUGAUGCUCGUGUGCGCCUUGUUCUACUGCUGGCGGAGGCGCAAGAACCUCAGGGAGGAGCAGGAGCUGGACAGGUUAUACGGCAUGAAGCACACGAUGAACGACGGCGGCGACUUUACACACAAUAACGACAUACCCGGGUGGUACCGCGGGCAGAGGCUGGCGACACCGGCGAAGGAUCCGUUCGGAGGUUAUCCUGCGAAUUCCGGGCUGGGGACAGAGAUGGAGAGACCUGCAGCGCCCUAUUACCGGGCGUAUCGGCCGGCGUGACUGCUUUUUGCCUUUCUUCAUUCAAUUGAUCUCUUUGGUCUGAGUUUAUAUAAUAUAUUAUACCCUUAGAUUUAUGUUAGUUGUGUGUCAGCACAUCAUUCCUCCCGUCACUCUAUCGACCACUGCUCCUUGAUUCUUGUCCUUGCCCG